AAAUGAGCUUAAAAUACAAAAUCUGUGGCUUUUCAACGACAAAUCAAUAUUUAACAGUGUCUAAUAACAUCAAUCACCAUGAAAGGACAAAAAUUAUCAUGGAAACGUUAUUCAUCAUGUGUCACCUUAAAUCAUUGUUUAUUAACAUUUUUGAUCGUUAUUUCAUGUGUCAAUUAUUCCCAUGGUUUUUGGGAUUGGGUGCCUUUCUGGUCAUCAGAAGAGGAUGCUCGUCCAACUGUGAUUUGUGAUGCCGAUGAGUUUAGUUGCGACUCGAAAAGGUUGUGUAUUAAAUGGUUUUCGCUUUGUGACAAACUCGUUGAUUGUGAUGACAAAUCAGAUGAGCUUCUAUGUGAAAGAGUAGGUUAUCUUCCUGAACAUUUAGGUUGUAACAAAGGCGAAUGCCCUCGAUCAUACAAACGAGACCCAACUCCACCUCAAUGUACUGAUGUUAAAAAUAUAGAAUGUAGACAUCACAGGGAAAAUGUACCUUUGCUCGUCUUUUCAACACUGAAUACCUUGCAUGAGACUAGUUUACCAGAAGAUCGUUCAAAAAUACAUGUGAACAAGAUACGUCAAUUAAAUUUGAGUGGAAUAAGUGCUUUUGAUUACGAUAAUUUCAACGAUGCUGUAAUUUGGUUAGAUAAGAGUGAAAAUAAGAUAUUCGUGGCACGAUUUAACGUUAGCCCAGGAUUAGAUGAGAUGAAAAUCCAUGAGCGUCAAGUAGCUGUUAAUGGGACACAUAAAAUUCAUGUAUUUGUUUAUGAUUCGUUGAACAAAGUUAUAUUCUGGAUUGAUGACUAUGGAAUCAGAUCAGAAAAUUUGCUUAAAAUGUUCCGUAAGACACAACAAAUUGAACAGCAACCUAAACUUCUGCGUACUUUGGAUCCUUCUUAUGAAAGACCUGGAUCUAUCACUAUCGAUGUCAAGAAACAGUGCAUCUUUUGGAUGAAUAUUCCUGUCAAUCCAGACAGGCCUUUUGCUACUCCUAUAUUCAUCGAGCGAAUCGAUAUAAGUGAUGAACCGAAAACCGAAAAAAUAGUCAAAGGCGAGUUCGAACCCAAAUGGAACUACCCGCUUGGCUUAGCCAUUGACACUAAAAACACCAAAGUCUAUUGGAUUGAUUUAAGGGGUACGGUAAACUCGGUUGGAUAUGAUGGAACCAAUCGUAUCAUUUGGUAUAGAAAUUUAAACCGAACGUUUGAACUUAUAUCAAUGGACAUAUUUUCAAAUUAUUUGUACUUCACUGAUAAACCGCGAAGUAAAAUCCAUCGUAUCAAUUUAAACAAUGGAGUCAGUAAAGCUGAUACUUUGGUAUCUGUACCUAAUGACCCACCUACACGGAUUAAAAUAGUUGACCCGAGAGUACAAUUUACGAACUUUGCUCCCAUUCUAAAGGGUGGAGCAAAAGCAGAGUCACAAAUUAUUGAUCCGAUUAUCUUGCCUGAAUUUUGGCCACGUUAAGCUGAAUACUCGAAAAGGUCAACAACUCUUAGACAAAUGUGUGAUUUCACCAAAAUACGGACUAAUAUAUCGAAAAAAAUUGCCGAAAGCUCCGGCAAAAAUCUUAUGUUCGACUUGAAGAAAAAUUACGUGAAGUAUCGAGAGAUGGGCCAUUUUCAAUAAUUAAAUAACCAACUUGUAGCUUGAUUUCAGCAAUAUCAUUCAAUAAAAAUCCAUCGAAUUGCCUGUUUUCAUUAUCUUAUUAUUAUUAAUAAAUCUUCAUUUACAUUGUAAUGACCUUUCUUUUCCCUGCUCAAAGGAAUUUGAUUCAUGUAUUUAAGAGACUAAUUAAAAAUGAAAUUUAUUGCUCAAA
Molecule: messenger RNA, 1813 nt
Organism: Tetranychus urticae (two-spotted spider mite)
Lineage: Eukaryota; Metazoa; Arthropoda; Arachnida; Trombidiformes; Tetranychidae
Source: RefSeq, a predicted model, not a curated record